GAGCUGCAUUCGGGUCGUGUCAGGCGCGGUGGACGGUGCAUUCUCGAGUUCAUCAGUUAUUGCUUCUUCCCAGAAUUGAUAGUAAAUGUAACCAGUGGAGUUCUUUCUACUGACCACACACACUGUGAGUUGUUCCAUCAGAAGGCGCGCACGUUGCUGCAGUCUGUGUCUGUCGGUCGGUCCGUCUUUCAGUUUCCGUCGGUCAGUUCAGUUUCCAGGUCGUUCCGAGCAAGAACGUGCCAACCGAGAAACUAGGCGAGAAAGUUUAAAUCUCAUUUGUGACGGUACCAACCACCACCACCCACUACUGCUACUGAAGUGAAGGGUGAGCAGUGGGUGCACAAGGAGAAGGAGCAGGAGGUGACAGCCAGUUUCGCACUACAUAUCGCCGACCGUACCGAGAGCCAUUCAAUCGUGGCCCGUCGAAGCGGAAGGAUUGUCGAAGCGUGGCUCUAACGACGCGUUCCCAAGUGCUUAAAGAUAAUAAUCAGCUGAGUUUUCGGUGCCAUUGUUCACAGAUUAGUAUCUAAUUUACAGCCAAUUUCCCUCCACCCCCCACAAAAAAAAACAGAAUAGCUCAUAUUCCGCAGGCAUAAAAAUACAUCGACUGAUUGUGAACGACCGGACGGACGAACGGGAAGGAUCGUGAGCUGAAUAAGUGAGAGAAUCCCAAAAAGGAUUCUGAUAAACUGAUUGCUAGUGGAGAUAACUGUAGUGAAGGGGAAAUUCUCGAACGAAAAAGGAUUGUUGUCCGGAGACUAUUUGGCCGCUCCCCAGAUUCUGCAGUAAAACGAUAAUCCUCGUUGUUAGCGGAAACACCGAUCGCAACCUCACCAAACAUGCCAAUUUCCGAGUUUCGCAAGAAAAAGCUGCUGUAUGUGUUCAACGUGUUUUUCGAUGUGAACCAGAGCGGCGAAAUCGAUCGAAAGGACUUCGAACUAGCCAUUGAAAAAAUCUGUGAACUUCGCGGCUGGCCGGUGGGCAAUCCGCGGAAUACGGAAACUCACGAAUCCAUGUUCAAAAUUUGGGAUGGAUUGCGUUCCAAGGCGGACAAGGAUAACGAUGGUCAGGUCUCGGUCGAGGAGUGGUGCAAAAUGUGGGAUGAGUACGCGCGGGAUCCGGACUCCGUGCUUGACUGGCAGUUGAGAUACAUGAACUUUAUGUUCGACCUAGAAGACGCUUCCAACGACGGAGGCAUCGAUGCGGAGGAAUUUUCCAUUGUCUGCUCCAGCUACGGACCCGAUAAGCAAGAAUGUCAGCAAGCAUUCCGGAAGAUGGCGCAGGGUUCUGAUGAGGUCAACCGGGAGCAGUUUGCCGACUUGUGGCGCGAGUAUUUCUCGACCGACGAUCCAACGGCGCCCGGCAACUUCAUUUUCGGUAAAACAGAAUUUUAACGUAGCGGAGCGAACGACCGAUUUCUAGCUCUUAGCAAUACCCUCGAACAACGUUCCGAGUUCCGGUGGAUUUGGAACCCCUCUAGCGGCAGCAAUAGCGGCGGCGAUAGUGCACCCGAACAAAAGAAGACACUUAUCGGUAGAACAGACCGAACCUGGCGCAAGAGGGCAUUUUUCAAUUUAGUCAAAUUUAGUAGCGGCGGCCUUCGGGUUGCGUUGUUUUUUCUCUAGCGUUGAGUUCCCAAUUCAAAACACAUCAACAAUUUAUACGAACGGUCGGGAGCAUUUCGGACCUUGACGACGCAGACGGAGAUAGAUUUGGUAGUUUCGGUGUCCGGUGCAAUAAAUUGUAAGCGUUUUCAAAUACAUCAAUCAUUUUGAUUGUGAUGCGGUUCCGGCAGAUGUCACUGCGUGGAGUCGAACGGUUAAAUCGGUUUACCGUCAGGCAGAUUCUUUUCCGUUUCGCGUCAUGAAUAAAGAAAAUCACUUCGAGGCAACUGUUGGUAGACCUCGAGCGAAUGGAUUAACAGUUCUGAAGUUAAACGAAUAAAAAAAGAUAUUCUCCGUUUUUUUUGUUGCCAUUCAAAGCGUUUGUGGAGGGGAAGCGAACCGGUCCCGUGACGUGAUUAUAAUAAAUUGUGAAGCACAGAAAUAUGAUAAAUCAUAGUCAACGAGAAUAGGUUCCAGCUUUUCUAGGUGACGUGGCCUAUCUUCGGUUUUUGCUUGCAGCAAAGCUACUUGAAAAAAGAAGCCAAAGAUGCUUUUUCUAGGUUAGGACAUUUUUUUUUUCGGUGAGAGCCUUGUAGUUUUUGCAACCUAUGCAGCUCUAUCUUCUCACUUAGUUCCAAUCCGGUACGUGCCUGAGAUUCUCCUGUGUUUGAACGGCUAUUUUGUUAUCAGCUGUCAUUUUUCGGUUGGCUGAUUAUAGUAGGCUUGAAAAAUGUUUUUAUAAUGUGCAUGUCCAUACUACCGGAGGCGGUCAUCAAUUCACAGUGGGUUUUAAUAGUGUUAUUAAAGUGAGAAAUUAUUUGAUAAUGCUUUAUUUUCACGAUUCAAAUCAUCGGGCAUUUAAGGUUUCACUUACAAUCUUAGGAAAACAGACAUGGUUAAAAAAACGCAAUAAGCAGUUUUUGCUUGGUAAAUCUUCAAGAAAAAUAUUAGAAUUUUUGAACUAAAUAAACUGACAUUUCAUUAGGAGAAAACAGUUUUUGAGUUUUUCAAUGAUGGCUGCUUUUUUAUAAAAGUAAAUUUCCCUUUGAACGAAGCCUAUCUCGUUUGCAUCAUCCAUUUUUUCUGACUGAAGUGUAACGAAAUGGCAUAGGUUAUCGGAAUUUUCCAUCAGCGCCUGUGCAGCUACACAGAAAACGAAAAGUAUAUAUUUAUUGACUACUUUUUACUCAAUUUGGAAUUAUUUUGAAUCGUUAUUUCAGGAGAGCUAAGAAAAAUAGAGUAUUAAUUUUAACGGCAGACGUAAGAGAAAACCUUUCUCUAUUGUUUUCUGUUAGGACUUACUCUCAGCGAGUACUGAGUCUUUGGAGAUUCCUCUGCAAAGUGAAUGUUGAUAGGUGGUUUAUUGGCCGUUAGCACAAAAAAGAGAUAAAUAUGGCAAGAAUUGCCGAACAAGGUUGACUGUGUACACACUAAACUUCGUUUGGUGGUUUUUAGUGUAUAUACACUAACUGAGUUCGGUAAAUUUCGCAUUUUUUAGAAGCUUUGAACAGCCGAAUUACCGAACACUUUCAUACUACCGAUAUAACAGCACAAAUCAACAUUUGUUGACAGUCGUACUUUAAGGAACUGCUGUAAUGAAAACAUUAUUUUUAUUGAGAAAACCACCUACCGAGAUUUGCACAACUGAGAUCGGUAAUCCAAUUUAAGUGUGUAGACAGGCAAUCGGAAUGAUCGAACCCUAAAAAAUCCACCUAGUGUUUUAGCGAUGCAUUUCUAAUCAGUGUUUUGAGAUGUAAUUCCCAUUUCGAAGGUUUUCAUCCCAACUUGCGGUGCUUGCGAAACUGGAAAUCGAGGACCGACAAAACUGAAGUAGGUUUGCUUCGCCACCAACAGGCAAUAUUUGAAAUAUUUUGGGAUAAGCUUGAACGUUUCGUUAAUGUUUUGCAUCCCCAAUUAAGUUAUGAUUUGACAUUUUCAACACUCAGUACACACUUAAAUUGGAAAACCGAUCUCAGCUGUUCGAACCUCGGUAGCUGAGUUUUUCAGCAAAAAUAACGUUUCAUCACAGCGGUAUCUUAAGGUUUUGCUGUAAACAAAUGUUUGUUUGUGCUGAUAUAUUAAAAGAAACUGAGAAUGUUUGGUAGUUCGGCUGUUCAAAAUUCGUUAAAAGGUUCGGAAGAAGUUACCGUACGAUGUUUAGUGUGUACCCUUUAAUUCCACAACCAGAAGUCACACAGUUAAAUCCAAUUCUCUAGCUCGGUAAAGAAGAAUGCCGAGACAGAUCGACAACACACAAUUUUUCCGAUUUCUCAGUAAUAAAUAUUACGAUUUCCGUGAUCCGUUCAGUAGAUUUAGUUAUUUUUCGGCAAAAAGAGCAUCUUUUUGCCGAGAUUUGACAAAAUCUUAUACUAAACUCAUCAGGGAUUUACAAUUAUCCCGAAAUCACCAAAUGCUUUGACCAAAAUUUUGAAAUAUGUAUUAGUUUUUGCCGAAAUUCGGCAAGGCAACUGUGAUUUAUGGUUCAUAUUUUCGCUACUCACUACGCAGUUAUUUUCUGACGAAGAAGUGAGAAUCUACGAUUUAUCCAGUAAGUAUAAUAACUACAAAUUAUUAUUGAUUAUUUAAAGAAUGCACGUUCCAGAUCCUGCUUUCUUUGUCGGAAUUCUUUGUUUGCUUUUAGUUGCUGGAGGAUCAGUAAUUUACAAUUUUCACUUCGUUACUUUUGCCGAACAUUCAGUAAAGGUUAUGCCGAACAGACAGUAAACUUUUGCUGACAAAUUUGGUAAUAACUGACGUUUGUCAAAUUUGAUAUUUCCGAUACUUUGCAAUUGUAUCUUUUGCCGAGAUGAUUACCGAGUACUCGUCGGUUCAAAUCUCGGUAAUGAUUUCGCCGAUAUUCAGCGAAAAAAAGUGCGCAGAUCCAAUUCAAACUGAAUGACAAUUUUGAAGAUUUGGUUCCUUUUUGUUGUCAUCUCUAAAUAUUUGACAUUUAUCACCCUGUAUUUUCCGAACCAGAAGUCGAAGUCCGAGUAGAAUUGAAUGACUGUCAAUGGGAUCUUGCGUAAAUUGACUUAGCAUUUUUCUAAAACAAAAUCGAGGUGAGUUCCGAUGUGUUUUGGAUCCUCCUUCAAAGUUUUUUAGUCCGGUUCUUGCAAUAACCGUUGUUUUUAAACGAUUCUUACAUUGCAAAAUCCGUGUCCGGUUCUUGCUCUCAAAGUUAUCAUCCGAUUCUUGCAUUCAUAAAUACUUGAACGGGUUUCCCAAGCUAAGUUGUAUUUAUCCAAUUUCUGCUUUCAGCCGUUCAAAUGAUCACUCAGUGAAAUUGAUUUUUUUAAACAUUUUUCACCCAAUAAUUUCGGAACCGAAAGCCGGAUCCGGAUAAAAUUCAAUAGCAGACUAUGGUACCAUAAGAUAUUUCCUUUUGAAUCUAAAAUUUAUGAAAAUCCUUUCAGUCCCCUUCAAGAGAAGUUAGUGUACCGUUUUCAUUUUUUUUUGUUUUGGAUGUAUCAUUCUGUAAGUCUGGAACCGGCAGUAGGAUCCGGAUAAAAUUUAGUAUCAGCCUUUCGCGGGAAUCUUAUGGGGGUUUUGGCCUCAUGCUAGAUCUAACCCAGUUUUGACCCUAACCACUGUCGAGUGUAACCAUUUGACAGCAGUUACCCAAUAAACUCGUCUGGAAUUUGAUUAGAAAUCCAGUAGGAUUUCCGAAUGGAUUCUGAAUCAGAUGCCACAACCGAUUCCGAUCAGUUCGGUUAACUGGGGAAGGUCGGAAAUGGAUUAGAAUAUCAUAACAUAUCAAAGAUUUUUUUUACAUUUAAAUAAAAUUACAGAUGUCUACAGAUUUUCAUGAUUAUUUCGAAAAACUGACAAAAUUUGAAGUGAAUACGUUUCACUUUACUAUGGGGCGCCUUUUCAAAAUGAAAGAGUGAUAAGUUUUUGAUCGUGAAUAUCUCCUGUUUUAUUCAACGUAUCAACAUGAUUUUUUCCACGUCAUCGGCGAUACGAUCACUAAUUUAUGAUAGAAUUUUCAGUAGUAUGAGAUAAUCGCAAAUAACUUGAUGCUGCAUUCAUUCCAGCCUGCGUAGCUGUCUCGUUCAAUUUAGACCGGAAUUCAGGUCCUGUAUCUAAUUCUAGAGUUCAGUUCUGAAAUUCGGUUUCAAAACCCAACACCAGACGUUUUUUUUUAAUUUCCAGAAUCCAGAUCUAAAAAUCAUUCCUUUGUCCGGAAUCUAGGGCCAGAAUCGAAUUUCAGAACUGUGGAACUUGAACCGAAUUUAAGGUUUUGAUUCUAAGCCUGGAUUUUGGACAGAGAUCAGGAUCUUGCUUCUAGACCUGGACUCUGGAACUGAAAUUCUGGGAAUGAAAUUAAGGUUCAGACCAGAAUACAGUUCCAAAAUCCCUUUUCAGAAUUCAGACUUAUAAUUCACGUUCAGUAUUCGGAAACUGAGUUCCGAGCCUGAGAUUCUGGAACUACAUUCAGCAUCAUUUUUAUAUCCAGAACUCAGUUCUAAAAUGCAUUCCAGAAACCAGUUUUGAAUCCAGCUAGAGCUAGAGCUAGAACUGAGUUUCGAAGCUGAAUUUUGGAUCCAAAUUUGAAAACUGAGUCCUGUACCGGACUUAAACAUAGAAUUCAGUUCCGAACCAGAAUCCUAGGCUCGAAUUAGUGUUUCACAACGAUCUAGAUUCAGGUUUCUGUUCUAGCACUCAGUUUCAGUUCCCAGAGUUCAGUUCCAGAAUCUAGUAUCAAAAUUUAGUUUCAGAUUUCUAGAAUUAUAGGUGAAGAAUUCAGAUUCAUUAACAUCAAAGAAAUUGAACCAUUCAUUUUAUUCGUAUUCAGAGAUUUUCAUGUAGUUAGUGCGUCAUAAUUGGUGAAAUUUUGUUUCAUGUUGCGAAACAGAUUUUUACAUCCACAGCUCUGUUCGUUGUUUGACGAUUCAACGUAACUCUUCUGCGAUUGUAGCGCUGCCCAAGUGGCAAGCAUGGAACUAAGUAAUGGGUGAAAUGUCAGUGUGAAAUUCACUAGGAAACAGAGAUGCCAGAUGAGCAGAUUUGUCUACCAAUUUGUAAAAUUUGUGAUAGUGCUGCUGACAUGUUUGUCACAUGCAAUUUUUUACAGAUGUCCGAGUUUUGUUUUGUUUAUGUUCUGCAGAUUUUCGAAGUUUUUUUUACAGAUAAUUAAUAAAUGUGAAAGACUUUGGAACUGACUGGAGCGUUUUUUUUUGCUCACUAAAUCUACAAACAGGAGUUGUUUCUGUGGAGUUUUUUGCAUUUUUCAGACUUAAAAAAAUUACAUAAAACCAGCGGUUUGUGUGUAUUUUUAUUGUACAUUUGAUGAAUUUUAUUGGAUAAAUCGUUGCAUAAAGUAUUGGAUUCGAAGGAAAAUGAGGUUGAAAGGUGCUUCCGAGCACAAUAUCUAAAAUUGCAUUCACAAUUUCAAAAAAUAUUGAUGACAACUUCCCAUCGUUUGCGAUUUUUCUUUAUUCAGACCCGGAUCCGCUUCGAACGAAUAAACCAUUUUUAGUUGGAUAUGAUUUUUCCAGGAACUGGAAAGUUAGUGCAUAAGAUCGAUAAUAAUUAUUAGCCUUGCCUAAAUCUAUAGUUCACUUACAAUAUGGAACAAACCAUUCUGAAAUCGAUUCGAAAUGACAGACUGAUUUCGAACAAAAUUUUAUUAAAAGAACAUAAAAAGAUUGAGUUUGAAUCAGAAACUAGGUGAAAAGUCUAAGCCUUUUAGGACUAGUUCGGGACUGUUGUGAAAUCAACGAAACAUUCCACUAAGCGAACUUACCAAAUCUUCUCUGCGUGUGUCAAACGCGGGAUGCUCCCCGAAUAACCCUUCAAAUAUCAUCCUUUUACAAAGAACUAAGCUGGUGUCAUUUGAAAACUUUUGAAUAUUAUCCUAGAUAAGAACAGAAUGAUAGUACUCGAUAGCUAAUACUAUUACAUAUAUGAUAUAAACAAACAAACAAACAAACAGAAAAAAAUCUCUAUAUCAGAUGAUGUUGAAAUGUCAAAGAAAAGUCUAUAGCAUAUAAACAACCAAUGUUCUCUAACUAAGCAAACAACUCUGUGUGGAAGGAAACUUUACAAAAUAGCGUACGAUAGCACGAGACGUCCAUUGCUCUAAUACACGUCAAUUUUGAGGUUAGGAAGUAGAAGAAUAAUUACUGCAUAUCUUUGAUUUGGACGCAACUGGCUACCAAAGUUAGCAGACCGGGACGAUGAACGAGUAACCGUUUUCAAUUUCUAUCCUAAUCCAAAUAAAAGUUAACUUGUUUCUUGUGUUGAAAUUGUAUUCAUUCUAAUAGAGCCUGUUCGCUUCCGAGCAUUAAUUUUUUGCCGAGGGGUUACAUUUUCACCAACAUAAUUGAAUGCGUUUCUUUAGCAAAAAAUAGCCGAAUUUUUCAUUCACUUACUAAACUAAAUCGACAAUUCCUGUUGUUGUUAAACUGCAUUUUUUAGAUUCUCGUUUUGAAAGCAUUCCUGAAGCGUCCAGCGCACAAAUGCUAUUUUCACUUCCAUAGAGUUCUUGGUAGGUCUAAGAUCGGAUCCAAUAUGGUGCCAAUCGUAUCGGUAGCAGUAAGCACUUGGCAAAAGUCGAUUUUGAUGACGCGAAAAUUUUGAUAACAUUGAUACGUAGCAGUAGAUUCGUGUAUUUAAAAAAACAACAAAACUAAACAAAUUAUUACAAACCGAUGGUCAAUUCAUCAUAGAUGUUUAUGUGUUCGAGUGUGAAGCGAAAAUGGCUAAAUAUUACCUUCAAAACAUGAUCUUCAACUGUAGUCAAUUGCUCUGUGAUUCUAUUGAGGACUUGCGAAAACCAAUCGCCCAUAUCAAUAAAACUGUGAGUGUUCCUCUCUCCUUCUUCCUACUGUGUCCGUCUCCGGCACUCUUUUGCAAAAAAUAUCACUAAAUUCCCUUGUCUUUUAUCAAUAUCGAGAACUGAUUGACCUUCGAUACCAUUAGAAUUAUGUGGCUAAAACCGUACCAUAGUCGUUUGACCAGUUGUUGUUAAACAAAAAGAUAGAGAUAAAUGCUAAGAAGCUAAAUUGAGAAUUUUGAAAUAAAAGCUCCAACGUACACUCUGGUUAAAUGUGGAAUAAAGGAAUUAAUAAAACAAUACGGUCAUUGUUCGAUUUGAAGCUACCGAGCGAUAAUUUUGAAGCAUACGAACGAUUUGAUUGAUGAAAACUUUGAAAUGUAAAACAUAGGAUCUAUAUUAAUGUUGAAUGUUGAUUGAAAUAAAGUCUAACAUAAACCUA
Malaya genurostris is the source of this 8824-nucleotide messenger RNA. RefSeq names its product calexcitin-1-like. The record is from RefSeq and is a predicted model, not a curated record. The coding region runs from base 840 to 1394 and encodes 184 amino acids. Lineage: Eukaryota; Metazoa; Arthropoda; Insecta; Diptera; Culicidae. The transcript has 7 exons. Gene Ontology annotation, molecular function: calcium ion binding.